UUGGUCCAUGUGUUAUAAUAAUGAAUGAAUCUGUCCGGGUCAGUGGCGGCGGCAGCACAUGCGGCAGUGUUCCGGCGACCGGCUUCGUGCGCGCACGCAACAUGACGACCCGCACGUACACGCGGCAGGAGCUGGAGGCGCGCAACCACAAGGAGGACGCCGCCUUCGUGAUAGACAAUGUGGUGUACGACGUGACGAGGUUCCUGGAGGAGCAUCCGGGCGGGCCGGAGGUGUUGCUGGACAACGCGGGCCGCGACGCGUCGCAGUGCUUCCACGACGUCGGCCACAGUGAGGACGCGCGCGACUGGAUGAAGAAGUUCGUGGUCGGGGAGGUGGUGGAGGCGGACCGGCGCGAGGUGCGUGUGCGCGAGCAGGGCUGGGGCGGCGGGGCCAGUCCGCUGACGCUGGCGGGCGCGCUGGCCGCCGCCGGCCCGCCGCUCGCGCUCGCCGUGCUCGCGUGGUGGCUCCACGGGUAUCUCUUCGACUAGGCGCCCUCACUCGUCCCUUCUGGCCACCUCGCAGUGAACAGACACACCAGCAGUACAAAAUCUCUCCUGCUGCCGUCAGUGACUCAUCAUAGUUACACUGUGCGCCCAUUCCUAUGAUUGUGUUUUGAGCUACUACGAUGGUUCUUACUUGAUACUCUGCUACGAUCCAUGUUAUUAGUUAUAUUAUAACCAUAUUUGCUGGAAGCAUGGUGGAAGCAUCUCUAGCUCAUGUUGAUAGUUGAAUUUUAUAUUAUCUUUUAGAAAAUAUGUAGAGCAUUCCUAUAGUGCGAGAUGUCGACUCUACGUGCCAUUUAAACUUUUAAUGAUUUUAAACCAAAGACGUAAUAAGUAAUAAAAUAAAAUAUGCACACGAAUUAACAACCUGUUCCGCUUUUAGAAGUGUUUAGAAUCAACGGAUCGACCGGCAUUUAAACAAAAAUAUUAUAUUUUUCUGUUGCGCUUUCUCCGUGCGUCCGUGUGACACUAUUUGAAGUAUACCUAUCAUGAGAACUCUUGCUUUUAGAUUUGAACUCGCAUUUUUUAAUUCCUCUUUUCUCCUGCAAGCGUGGUUCCGUGCGCACAAGACCUUCUCAUAGCAGGUAGGUCCCCUGUGUGGGUGCUCUCUAUACAUUAGUACUUAAACUCUUAUCUAUAAGUACCUCGUGCUAUGGAAAAAGGUUGUGUUUCUCAUUCAUAAGUUAUUAAUAGGUUGAUUGUUGUUUUAAAUAUACAUUCGUAUAAUAA
Pectinophora gossypiella (pink bollworm) is the source of this 1232-nucleotide messenger RNA. Its product is annotated as cytochrome b5-like. Lineage: Eukaryota; Metazoa; Arthropoda; Insecta; Lepidoptera; Gelechiidae. Gene Ontology annotation, cellular component: intracellular membrane-bounded organelle; membrane. The coding region runs from base 21 to 488 and encodes 155 amino acids. Gene Ontology annotation, molecular function: heme binding. The transcript is spliced from 2 exons. The record is from RefSeq and is a predicted model, not a curated record.